This is a messenger RNA of Pogoniulus pusillus (Red-fronted tinkerbird), 9158 nucleotides long. It is a transcript of the gene LSAMP, whose product is annotated as limbic system associated membrane protein. Bases 611 to 1663 code for a protein of 350 amino acids. The transcript is spliced from 8 exons. The record is from RefSeq and is a predicted model, not a curated record. Lineage: Eukaryota; Metazoa; Chordata; Aves; Piciformes; Lybiidae.
GGUUAGGAAGGGAGCUCGGGGCUGGGAGGCUGCACAGCCGCGCACUGGAGCAGGACCAUCCAUCCACUCUCGCUGCCCGGCGGCACAGGGCUCCUCUUGUUCCUUUUCCGUUUGGGUUUUUUUUUCCUUCAUACCUGCCCAUCACUGCAAAAGGGUCGACCGAAUUACUGUUUUUCAAGUGUUUUGCUACCUGACUUUGUCCUCUUGAGCUUUGUUGUUUGGUUUUCUUUCUCUUUUUUUUCUUUUUUUUUUUUUUAACUGUGGGUUGUUUUUAGUUGUUUUUUUUUAUUAUUUGUGUGUUUUGGUUUGGUUUUUUAAUUGAAGGCUGUGCUAAGACUUCUUUACCAACAAAAAAAAAAAAAAAAAAAAAAAAGAGAGAGAGAGACAAGGGGGGAACAGAAGCCAGCAAGAGACUGAAAAGAGCAAAGAUCAAGAAAAAAGUGGCAGCUAAGGACUGUGAAAUCACCUCCCCUUUCUGGGGCCGUCAAUCAGAGAGAGAGUUGUACAUUAUUUUUAUUGUGGGUCUUUUAUUUUCUGCGUCUCUCUAUCCACAUCCACACGCAAAGAGAGAAGAGAGAAGUGCACAGAGUGAAACUCGACAAGACCAGCCAUGGUAGCAAGGGCUCAGCCUGAUCGGAAACAAUUACCGCUGCUCCUACUGAGAUUGCUUUGCCUUCUCCCUACAGGGCUGCCAGUCCGCAGCGUGGAUUUUACCCGAGGUACCGAUAACAUCACCGUGAGACAAGGGGACACAGCCAUCCUCAGGUGUUAUGUAGAGGACAGAAGCUCCAAGGUGGCCUGGUUAAACCGUUCUGGCAUCAUUUUUGCUGGAGAGGACAAGUGGUCUCUGGACCCUCGAGUAGAGCUGGAGAAGAGAAACCCCCUGGAAUACAGCCUGCGGAUUCAGAAAGUGGAUGUCUAUGAUGAGGGGUCCUAUACAUGUUCAGUGCAGACACAGCAUCACCCCAAGACUUCCCAGGUUUACUUGAUCGUGCAAGUUCCACCAAAGAUCUCCAAUAUCUCCUCGGAUAUCACCGUGAAUGAGGGCAGCAAUGUGACCCUGGUUUGCAUGGCAAAUGGGCGUCCUGAGCCUGUCAUCACCUGGAGACAUCUCACCCCAACAGGGAGAGAAUUCGAAGGUGAGGAAGAGUACCUGGAGAUCCUAGGCAUCACGCGAGAGCAGUCGGGCAAGUACGAAUGCAAAGCUGCCAACGAGGUUGCUUCAGCAGACGUCAAGCAAGUCCGGGUCACUGUGAACUACCCUCCCACCAUCACAGAAUCCAAGAGCAAUGAAGCAGCCACAGGACGACAAGCCUUACUCCGGUGCGAGGCAUCAGCAGUGCCCACACCUGAUUUUGAGUGGUACAGAGAUGAUACCAGGAUAAACAGCGCCAAUGGUCUGGAGAUAAAGAGCACGGGGAGCCAGUCUCUGCUGAUGGUGGCCAAUGUCACUGAGGAACACUAUGGGAACUACACCUGUGUGGCUGCCAACAAGCUGGGAGUCACAAAUGCCAGCCUAUACCUUUACAAACGAGUUUUACCCACACUCCCCAAUCCUUUUCCAGGACCUGGCACAGGGAGAGUAGACAACGGCUCCAUGAGCUUGGCCGUCCCACUGUGGCUGCUAGCAGCAUCCCUGCUUUGCCUACUCAGCAAAUGUUAAUACAAGUCAGAAUUAAAAAUAAUUAAUAAUAAUAAUAAUAAUAAUUAAAAAAAAAAAAAACAAAACACAACAAAACCAACAACAACAACACACAAAACAAAACGCGUUAUACAGGAGACAGAGUGAAGAGAGGAGAGAGAAAAUAGAGGAGAGGGGAGAGAGAGAGAGAAGACUGUUUCUUUCACAACUUUUGCGUGUUCAGGAGCGAAGAGGGGGGAGAGGAAAAAUUACAGCAAAGAAGACUCAGCAACAUUUAAUCUGAAACCUGACAAGCUGACUGUUGAGUCACAGCCUGUCUCGGAGGCAACACGAAGCAAAGGAAUGAGGCACCAUCAAGGAUCGUGUCGCCAGAGGAUGCUGCAAUGCAAACAAUCCAACGAAACCUGCAAAGCCAAUUGAACAGAAGAUUCCUUUUCUUUUCUCUCCUCCUUCCUCUUUCCCAUAUUCCAACUUCCUUCCUUCCUCCUCUUUCUUUCUUUUGCAGAAAGAGGUCUUUGCUUCGGUGUCUGUCUAUAGCCACUUAACUUUUUGGAUGCCCUGGGUCAUUUUUAUGAGCUUAUGCUCAGCCAUUUCAUACUUUUGAAAACAAAACAAACAAACAAACAAACAAAAAAGGCAAAGAAAAAAGUAUAUUAAAAAAGCCACAAACCAGAGCAAGUCAUCUGAAGCUCUCUGCACACUGGUGUCCUAUGAAAUCCUUCCUCUCUCCACUUCACCUUGUGCUCCUGUGCACCCAGCCCUUGCUAAACCCCUUUUUCCUGCCCCCUCCUUCUUGCAACAUUGCACUUGCUGGCCUCAACUAAAGCUGUGUCAACUCUACUGAAAACUUCCUUUUCUUUUCUUUUAAAGUCUCUUCCUCUCCCCCCUCAAUUUGCCCAGGUGUCCUUCCCUGUCUCCCGUGUAUGCCUGUGUGCGUGCAUGCAUGUCCGUGCGGCUCUUGCUGUGCCCUCUCUCUCUCACUCUCUCUUGUUCUCUCUAAGCAUGCAAAAGGAACAGUCCAUGUGUACAUAUGCUCAUCCUGCUGUAGAUAAUGUCCUGCCUUGUAAACGUGAGACAAGAUGCCGAGAAGCAGAGAAGAGGGGGAGGAGAGAGGGACAGUUUCAAUACAGGUUCCCAUCAUGCCCUCCCCUCUGGUGUGGCCACUGGCUUUUUGACUUCUGGCCACCUGGCUUGCAAGAGUCAGUCUGCAUCCUUGUUUAGCCUUUUUUUCUCUCCCACCUGCAACCUGUCUGGCUUUCAACAUUCAAGUACCUGCAUAGCAGCCCCUGCUAUACAUGAGUGCUUGCACACAAAUGCACACAUGUGCAUUUGUCCAAAUAAGUAGAAGAAACCAAGGCUGGCUUCCAGCACUAUGGAGUGCAGAGCAUGACCACCCACUUCUCCUGGGGAGAGAAAGCUAGGCUGGUGGGAUGUGAGGAGACCUUGGACAUCACUAAGCAGCCAUUCCUGGAGAUAUAGUAUGUGUGUGUAGGAACAAUGCCUCAACGUGAAAGCCACAGUCUGGCCAUUCCUAACCAUUUUGAUAGUUAUGCAAAACAUUCUUACUGUCCUCCCUGUUACACAAGGAAGCGUGUGCUGUGUAAGAGUGAUCCUGUGUGCCUGUGUGCAUUGUACACCACUGCUACUACAAAGCUCGCUUUGCAAGUGUCAGAAACUGUCCAGGACCUGUGAAUGUAAGCAGAAAACCAAAUGUCAGGUCUGAAAUCCUAUGUUUAUGAAAAAGGAGUUUAAAGUGAUACAGCAAAGAAAUAGUCAGUGCAGUUCCUCUUCUUUCUUUCCCAUUCAAAGGGUACUGUUCUUGUUGGAGAGGGCUAUUUCUUGCCAUCACCUCCUUCCCCUGGCAGAAUCUCAUGCAGAGAUUCCAAAAGGAGGCACUCCAGUAGCUCCUGAGUGAGGAGGAGAGGGAGAAAUCAGGCUGUGAUGAAGUAGGAUUAAGAAAAUGCUGAAUGGUGGCUGGAAAUUACCACACAAGCAACAGGUCUGGUGCAGCAGCCAGAGCAGUGGGAGAGAAGCUGCCGAUAUUACACCUCAGUGGCUGAAGUGCAUGUGUGGCAAGGACAGUAGGGAGAAGACUCCUCUGUGUUCUGGCCUGUCAUGAGCCCUAGCAUCCAUAGCAACAAAAAUGAUAAAAGGCAGGGUUUAUCAGAGAGCCAUUUCCUUGGGUGGGUGAGGUUUUUUUCUUUUUUGGAGGUGGGAAGGAUGUGCAGAAAGAUCCUUGAGCUGACUCACACAAGUUUCAUGACAGGACAAGUGUUUUACAGGUGCUUGAGGUACCACUGAGCUUUCCAGCAUUGGCAAGCUUGCUUUUUCUAUCUUUCCCUGUGAAUUUGAGCAGUAGCAGAAUGCUCUGCAGCCACCCUUACAGGCUUUUGAAGGCAAGAAGGAAACAGCUUGAGCUUGCAGCUCUGCAGCAUGUGACAGAGGAUACCCACUGGCUGGAAGGAUAGCCCUGCUAGGAAGGAAAGUGGGAAUUGCCAUCUCGGAGCCCAUCUCCAUCUUUGCAGGGCUGGGGCACACUCCACCAAGGCCUCUCCCUGCUGCUCAGCUUUCACUUUGCACUGCGGCACUGCCAGUGGCUGCCUUCUCUCUGCUGAGCUCAGCUCUUCUGGGCAGCUGCAGGCAGGCAAUUUAACAGGUAGGCAAGGGCUCCUCAUUGCCAGCCAGAACAAGCAAGGAAAUAAAAUCAAGAGAUGUGAGAGGCUGAAGUUUGGGUGGUAGCAGAUUUGCUGUAGGUCUGCUGCAGAAUUGGAUGGUGCUCCCUCUGCUUCUCCAAGCCCCAAAGCCAUACCUGGAGAUGUUUGUGCCUUGGUGCAAUUUGUUCUUGAAAUCUGCCCAAGGCAUCCAGGGACAGCUCCCCUCUUCAGAGAUGAGGCAGUGGUUGAUGGGACUUGUACAUCUCCUUUGGACCCUGGCAUGCCUCGUCCCAGAAGACAAAAUGCCCUGUAUCUGUCAGAGCAUUCCUCAUGCCUGUCUCUCGAGAGGACCAUGGCAUUUGCUGUCCCAGUAACAACUUUGCAUUUCCUGCUGCAACAGGGUUCCUCAUCCCCCUGGCAUAGCCAUGAGCUGAUGCUGCCUCCAGAAGCCAGGGCUGGGAGCUGCACCCUCUCCAGCACACUGGCAUGAAGGAAACCACCACAUUGCUGGCAUUUCUCAUUCUCAGGGCUAUACCUAAGCCUGAAUUUCUUGUCACAGGCUAGUUACGAGAAGGUGGGGAGCCUACGGUGACUUCCUGUCACCAUCUCUUCCAGGGCUGGGUCAUGCCCACCUUUUUUGUUUAGCUUGAGGCUUCUGUUUGAUGUCAGUGUGGUUGCUAUUGUAAGAUCCACCCCACGUGUUGUCCUCUGCAUGUUGUUGUUGCCGUGGGAUCAAACACAUCAGAGCCCUGUGAUGGUGGUCGUAAGUCCCCGAAUAUGAUUGUCUCACAUCUCUUUCUGUUUGAAAGAGUUUUGAGGGGAUAUGUUUUAGAUAUCAAGGCAAAGAUACUUAUGGUGAAGAGGAAAUACAUUACUAAAGUCAGGACAGACCCUUUUUGAAGCCAUCUGCCUGUUAGUUAGCUAGACGAAACAGCCAUGACCCUGGUGUCUCUGUGUCUCUGUUGUGUGGCUGUGAAACAAGGUUAAAGCCAGUUUUUUGUACACCUGUCUGAGAAAAGCCAGAAAUAAGAAGUGUGCCUGUUAUCUGCAGCAGUGCUGGGAGUCUCACUUGUUGCAAUGUCUGUUCUAGCAUCACUGGAAGAAUUGUGAGUAGGCUGGAACUUGACUGACUUCCAGAAACUAUGAGCUGUUGCAUGCAUAGAAUCAUAGAAUGGUUUGGGUUGGAAGGUACCUUAAGUAUCAUCUAGAUUCACCCCUGCCGCGGCCAGGGACACUUUCCACUAGAUCAGGUUGCAUCUUAAGAUGCUGUGAACAUCCCCAUUUCUCCUGAACCUGAGCAGGGACUGCUCAAAACAUCUGUUGAGAGGAGAGCCGUAGGCAAGGUCAAACACUUUUCCCCAUUCUCUUUCUUCCCUCCAUCCCUUUGACAGAGAUGUUGCAAAAGGUUUCCUCGUGUCUCAGACCCUCUGCUCUGAAGCUUUUUCUCAUGUUCAUGUUAUCUUCUACUCUGAGUUCAUGCUGCUGUCUUCCCCAUCUCUUCCCAAAAAGCUGUGCCCUUGCUUCCUGCUGCCUCUCAGCUGACUGGGGACUGGAGGAGACAGGAGUUCAGAAUGGGACACCAGCCCCUUGAGCUUGUCAGUGUAACUGUGUUUGAUCGAUGGAGAUUUAACUUUUAGUGUUAUAAAAAGAAAUGAACAAAAUUUAAAAAAAAAAAAAAGAAGAAGAAAAAAGAAAAAGAAAGGGGGAAAACCCCAAACCCUUGUAUUUCUUCUACUGGUUUGUAAAUAUUACAAGAGUUACAUGAGAUGUCUGGUAAUGUCCAAGCAGAGGAACAAAGAUUUAAUAUAUGGCCCCAUACUUGCUAGCAGAUUUCUAACCCUUUUCAGAUGACUGAGAGGAGUUGUGAAGGAGCUGCGGAAGGGGAAUGCAGCCACCCCAAGUCACAUGAGCUCCAUGCAUGGCCGUAGCCUGUUGCUUGGAGGGUGUGUCUGGUCAGAUGGAAAACAAAGCAGAGGCCUGUCUCUGGAAGGCUGGGAAGGGCGGCACGGGACGCUCCAGCCAACGCCUGUACCUUGGCAGUCAUGUUCAUCUCUGUUUGUCUGCAGCACUGCGGCUUGCGGGCACGUUGCUCGGCGGUGCACUGCCCGCCUCCUCCCUUCCUGCUUUCUUCACCAGUGAAGUUGUGUCGUCCCAUGCUAACACCAAGUGCAUGUUAACGUACCAUUCAUGAAGACUUCAUUGGUGACAUGCAUCGUGUUGAGAGUUAGUCUUUGUCUGCACACCUUUCUCACGCCACUGACUGUUCAUCGCUUGAGCAGAUCUGUCAUGUAGUGCUGCUUGCCCCACUUUUAGUCAAAGUAUAUGCAAGACCCACCAGCUCUUCCUAGCUCCAGGUGCAUCCAGACCACACCACCAAGCCACCUGUCUGAGCAAUCCCAUUUUGAAAGUUCAGUUUCACAGCAUGGACAAAGUCAUCAUCAAGAGCCACAUCGUCUCCAGGCUGAGUGGAAGCUGUACAUUUGGAAGGAAUGUGGGGGCAGCACAAAAAAUCCUGAUGAUUCAAGAGCAUUUGGGGAAGAGGAUAUUGAAAGUUGGAGGAGCUAAUUUGGAGUCCUUCACAGUCCCACCACCAGGUGAUGUCUCAGCUCAAUCUUUCUGCAGUGCUUCACCACAUCACCUCUCCCUGAUGAAGGCAUCUUAUGGGCACAGGGAAAUAGCUCUUCUCCUCCCAACCCCUCUCACAGCUCUGCUUCCUCUCCUCCAAGCACAUUGACCCACAGCCCAAACCAUUAUGGUGCUUGAUGUGAUGUAGCAACUGACACUGAGGAUGGCUAUCCAAGACAGUCCUACAUAGGAGAUGUUGAAGGGGGUGAGCAGCUCUCUCUCCCUUCUGAUGGUGCACAGUCUUACUGUUCUAUAACUUGUGUAUGCAAAACUUGUUGAGUUAGAGAUGCCGGGAGCAAACUGUCCCAUGGAAAGAGCAGAACCUCAGACAGGGAAGGGAUGGAGAAACUGGAUGGUAAUUUCCAAGAUGUGAUGCUGGUGGAAAAGGGUAGGAAUGAGUGCUGUCCAUUGUCCAUGCACAGAAUUCCAGGAUUUACCAGCAAGGAGACCACAACCUCUCAGUGCUAAGUGGCUUUAUUUCCAGUGGGAAUGCCCAGAAGGCUUUUGUUUUUAACUGCAUGACUCCUGCUGACUAAGAGCUGUGUCACACCAUUAAAAAAAUCUCUUUCUCUUUUCCUUCUUGCAACUUGCUAGAACAACGUUUGGGCAGCUCUUAAAACACCUUUCCCCAAUUUUGUCUGAUGGUUGGCUCCUUUUAAGGCAAAGUGUGGUGUGUGUUUGUUGGUUCACUUGCAAAACCAGGAAAGCAGAAGUCAGCUUAGGAUAUGUUGGUCUGGUUCUCUCUAUCUGUGCUGGCAAUGUGUGUGAAGUGAGGACACCAGCUGAGGCAGGACUUGAGAAAGAGAAGCUGCUCUCCUAAUUAGCCUAGACAGGGGACAAGCAAAAGGGUCCUUCACUUAUUGCAGGCUCAGGUUAGCUGAUGCCACAGAGAGUCAGCCAGCUCUGCAAGCCUUGUAGAAGUGCCCAGGCAAUGCAGGAGGAAGGGGCAGUGCAAGUCAGGAGGACAUGACUGCAGCACAGGUGGUGGCACCAUGUGCACAGCAGGACUCUCUGGGCAGCACAGCUGGGGAAAUGGCAAAGAUUGCAUCCAAGAAGGGCUGUUCCCAGGCAGGGCAGGACCUUCCUUCCCUGCCUAUGCUCCUGGUGCUUCAGGCGCUCACCUCCUGGCCCCUCAUGGCAUGCAAGCAACAGGCCUUGGUGAGAGAUGCAGAGUGAGCCCAUGGUGGCCCUGGCCGUGUGGACAGUUCUGUAAAUAGCAAGUGGUUGCAGAUGGAGCUGAGGAGGAAGGCCACCUAAGAGCCAGCCAGUGAGAGAGCACUUCCCAAGCAGGGCCAUCCUUCUCUGUAGUUUCGCUGUUCAUUCCCCAUUUCAGCCACGCACGCACAGGCACACACGCACACCCCUGCCACCUCUACCGCACACAUGCCACAGGAGUCCUCGUGGCUGCCAUACAGGCCCUCUCCUUUACCGUGGCCUCCAUCACACAUGCUCCGCCGCUUGCUCCCAGCAAUGGCUCUGCCCGCACCACCACACAACAUCCUCCUGAGGAAACCAGAAGAAAGCACGCGCCUGCUUGUGUGUGCCAGGAAAGGGAGGAGGGGGCAAAGAGCAGGAACCAGCCCCUGUGGUACCACCACCACCACCACCUUCCCAAAUCUUUCAUCUUUCCCAGCUGGAGCCAUGUUUCAUCCUCUAGACCUUGAGAACGAAGGCCAGUCCCUUCUUCUUGCUACACGGUGGGGUGGUUAGAACUCUCCUCAUUAACAGUGUUAUAUACAUAUAAAUAUAUAUAUAUAUCUAUAUCUUUAUAUAUAUUUUUCCCCAGCACUGUAGACAUGAGCUGAACUUCUCUUUAACGAAACGAGAAAACAGCUGGUUUUUAUUUUUUGCCAUAGGUUUGGUUUUGGAUCUAGGUCUGUGAAAGAACAACUUAGAAAGCGCGAGCACGUGUGCGCUCACUUGCGCUUCGGAGAAACUAUCGCACCAAAACAAAGCAAUGCCAACCCCAAACAAACCCCAGCAAAGCAAACAAACCAACCCAGCAAAGGAAUGAACAAAAACCCAGUGAUGGAAAGUUAAAUUAAAAAAAAUAAUAAAUAAAAAGAAAGAAGAAGAUUAAAAAAGAAGCUUUUUAUUUUUUUUCUUUCUCAAUGUAUUUAACUUCUGUUAUCUCGUUUCUGUUUCUUUACAUGUAUGAAUGCUCUGCUCUUCUGUGAUCUUAAAAAGAAAAUACAAAAAAAAAUACAAAAAAUUAAAUAAACGUGAAAAAGAGGUGA